GCGGCGAAACUGGAAGUGCGAGCGGACCGGGUGUUGGUGGUCCCUAGGCAGGGCCUGCACCUGUCUUCAUGGACUCCACUUCCUGCUUGAAGUCUUUGCUCUUGACCAUCAGUCAGUACAAAGCCGUUAAGUCAGAGGCGAACGCCACUCAGCUGUUGCGGUACUUGGAGGUAAUUUCUGAACAAAAGCUCACACGACUGUUUACAUCAAAUCAGAUAUUACCAAGUAAAUGCCUGAGUUGCCUUGUAGAGCUGCUUGAAGACCCAAACAUAAGUGCUUCACUGAUCUUAAGGGUUAUUAAUUUGCUGUCUCAACUAGCUGUGGACAAUGAAACCAGAGACUGUCUUCAAAAUACAUACAACUUGAAUAGUGUACUGGCAGGAGUGGUUUGUCACAACAAUGCUUGCCACAGUGAUUCAGUAUUUUUGCAGUGCAUUCAGCUUCUACAGAAGUUAACAUAUAAUGUGAAAAUUUUCCAUUCUAGUUCCAAUAUAGAUGAAUUAAUUACAUUUCUGAUAGAUCACAUUCAGUCUUCCGAAGAUGAGUUAACAAUGCCUUGUCUAGGAUUAUUGGCAAAUCUUUGUCGGCAAAAUCUUUCUGUUCAAACACAUAUAAAGACUUUGAGUAGUGUGAAAAGCUUUUAUCGAACUCUUAUAGCCUUCCUAGCCCAUAGUAGUUUAACUGUGGUUGUGUUUGCACUUUCAAUACUGUCCAGUUUGACAUUAAAUGAAGAGGUGGGAGAAAAGCUAUUCCAUGCAAGAAACAUUCAUCAGACUUUUCAACUAAUAUUUAAUAUUCUCGUAAAUGGUGAUGGUACCCUAACACGAAAGUAUUCAGUUGACUUGCUGAUGGAUCUCCUUAAGAAUCCUAAAAUUGCUGACUAUCUUACCAGGUAUGAGCACUUUUCUUCAUGUCUUAAUCAAGUAUUAGGUCUUCUUAAUGGGAAAGACCCUGAUUCUUCUUCAAAGGUUUUAGAAUUACUUCUUGCCUUCUGUUCAGUGACUCAGCUGCGCCAUGUGAUCACUCAGAUGAUGUUUGAACAGUCUUCAUCAGGCAACACUGUUUUGGGAAACGGUUCUAAGUGCCUAGAGCCUGCUGUGGCUCUACUUCGUUGGUUAAGCCUGCCUUUGGAUGAAUCAGAAAACUGUUCUCUUUUAGCAUUGGAGUUGUUCAAGGAAAUAUUCGAGGAUGCCAUAGAUACGUCUAACUGUUCCUCAGCUGACCGAUUUGUGACCCUUUUGCUGCCUACAAUCGUUGAUCAACUUCAGUUUACAGAACAGAAUUUGAAUGAGGCCUUAAUAAGAAAAAAAUGUGAAAGGAUGGUCAAAGCCAUUGAAGUUUUACUAACUUUGUGUGGAGAUGAUACUCUGAAAAUGCACGUUGCCAAAAUUCUGACUACUAUCAAAUGUACCACUCUAGUAGAGCAACAGUUUACAUAUGGCAAGAUUGAUCUAGGGUUUGGAACUAAGGUAGCAGAUUCUGAAUUAUGCAAACUUGCUGCUGAUGUAAUUUUGAAAACUCUUGAUUUAAUGAACAAACUUAAACAGUUGGUUCCUGGUAUGGAAGUUAGUUUCUACAAAAUCCUUCAGGAUCCACGUUUGAUUACUCCUUUGGCUUUUGCUUUAACAUCAGAUAACAGAGAACAAGUACAAUCUGGACUGGGAAUAUUAUUGGAAGCUGCUCCACUGCCAGAUUUUCCAGCUUUAGUACUUGGAGAAAGUAUAGCAGCAAACAAUGCAUAUAGACAACAGGAAACAGAACAUAUGCCCAGUAGACUGCCUUUGCAAUUAUUAAAUCACAGUUCUUCAACAACAGUAAAGUGUUUAACUCCUCCCCCAUCAAAAGAUAAUGUUCCUGGAUUGAACAUUGAGGAGUUAAUAGAAAAACUUCAGUCUGGGGUUAUGCUAAAGGACCAGAUUAACGAUGGGAGAAUAUCUGACAUAAUGGAUGUGUAUGAGAUGAAAUUGUCUACAUUAGCUUCUAAAGAAAGCAGGUUACAAGAUCUCCUGGAAGCAAAAGCUCUAGCUCUUGCACAGGCUGAUAGACUGAUUGCUCAAUAUCGCUGUCAAAGGACUCAAGCUGAGACAGAGGCACGGACACUUGCUGGUAUGUUGAGAGAAGUUGAAAGAAAAAAUGAAGAGCUUAGUGUGUUGCUGAAGUCACAACAGCUUGAGUCAGAAAGAGCCCAGAGUGAUAUUGAACAUCUCUUUCAACAUAAUAGGAAAUUACAGUCUGUGGCUGAAGAGCAUGAAAUACUGACAAAAUCCUACAUGGAACUUCUUCAGAGAAAUGAAACUACUGAAAAGAAGAAUAAAGACCUACAGAUCACAUGUGAUUCUCUGAAUAAACAAAUUGAAACAGUGAAAAAGUUGAAUGAAUCACUCAAGCAACAAAAUGAAAAAACUAUUGCCCAAUUAACAGAGAAAGAAGAACAGCGAAAAGAAGUCCAGAACCAGUUAGUCGACAGAGAAUGUAAAUUAGCAAAUUUGCAUCAAAAAGCAAAAGUACAAGAAGAAAAGAUUAAAGUCUUACAAAAGGAAAGGGAAGAUAAGGAAGAAACCAUUGGUAUUCUUAGAAAGGAAUUAAGCAGAACAGAACAGAUGAGAAAGGAGUUGAGCAUUAAGGCUUCUUCCUUGGAGGUUCAGAAGGCCCAAUUAGAAGGUCGUUUGGAAGAAAAAGAGUCUGUGGUGAAACUUCAGCAAGAGGAGUUGAAUAAACACUCUCACAUGAUAGCAAUGAUCCACAGUUUAAGUGGUGGAAAAAUAAAUCCAGAAACUGUGAAUCUUAGUAUAUAAACAUUAUGACAUUUUGAAAUUUGUGAUCUAGUGGCAUUUUUUGUGUAUUUAUGUGUUUGAGAAGUAUGGUUAAGGGAGGUAAUCUGUGGCUCCAGAACAAGUGGAAAUUAUCUAAUUAUUAAUUUAGUAAAGAUCCUAAUUUGAUGUGUCUUUCAUUUUGUCAUUUGAAUA
Fukomys damarensis (Damara mole-rat) is the source of this 2966-nucleotide messenger RNA. RefSeq names its product cellular inhibitor of PP2A (gene Cip2a). The transcript has 21 exons. The record is from RefSeq and is a predicted model, not a curated record. NCBI's taxonomy places the organism in Eukaryota, Metazoa, Chordata, Mammalia, Rodentia, Bathyergidae. Bases 69 to 2795 code for a protein of 908 amino acids.